CCGUAGGGGCCUUAGUUACGGAAGCCGGGGAGGGCUGAGCACAAGGUCUACCUCGAGGAAGUUAACCUCGGAAGCCGGGAUAGUGGUAGAGAAGAGCUAUUUCAGGUCCAAUGGCGACUGUGGAAGCAAGCGACAGCGAUGGGAAAGGGCAAGGGGCCGAGACCUCCGUCACAUAUUAUCGAUUGGAGGAGGUGGCGAAGCGCAACUCCAUGAAAGAGAUAUGGCUGGUGAUGCACGGGCGAGUCUACGAUAUUACCCGUUUCCUUAACGAGCAUCCUGGGGGAGAAGAGGUUCUGCUGGAACAAGCUGGUGCAGAUGCAAGUGAGAGCUUUGAAGAUGUCGGCCACUCCGCUGAUGCCAGAGAAAUGCUAAAGCAGUACUAUAUUGGUGAUGUGCAUCCGAAUGACCUUAAACCUGAAAGUGGUAGCAAGGACCCUUCGAAAGAUGCUCCAUGCAAAAGUUGCUGGUCGUACUGGAUUUUGCCCAUCCUAGGCGCUAUUGUCUUAGGUUUCCUGUACCGUUACUACACGGCGGAAAGCAAAUCCUCCUGAGGAGACCAUGUGGAAGUUGGAAAGCAUAUCCAUUGGGAGUGCGAGCUAGAGACUCGUUUGGAGGCAGAGCGAUGCCCUCUUCUCGAAUCCUGCUGGGUGUGUGCUUCCCCCUUGGAGGCCAGAUGGUUGGCCAGACGCCCACCCCAGACCUGGGGCCAGUGUCCUUCAUUUCCCAGAGCCUUACUCCCAAAGCACCUGCUCAUUGUUCUGUGUCCCUGCCAAUGCCCCUCCCUCCGCUGGCUUCCACCAGCCCCUUCGUGUUUCUGAACUUGGUUUUAUAAUUACAAUCCGAAUGUCCUAGUGACAUUGUCCUUUGGUGAAAAUGCCUGCUUUCCAGUUCCUUGAUGUACAUCAGACGUUCUUAACAGGGCAACACACUGGUUCUGAAGCUUUCCUUUUUCCAUUUUUCUUCUGACUUCAUUCUAUUAUUUAUCAUAAGGGGUUUAAUUAAUGAAGUAAAGUUGCACACCUGUGACAAAACACAACUGCCAGAUGA
Messenger RNA from Leptonychotes weddellii (Weddell seal), 1047 nucleotides. RefSeq names its product cytochrome b5 type B (gene CYB5B). The record is from RefSeq and is a predicted model, not a curated record. NCBI's taxonomy places the organism in Eukaryota, Metazoa, Chordata, Mammalia, Carnivora, Phocidae. Gene Ontology annotation, molecular function: heme binding. Gene Ontology annotation, cellular component: mitochondrial outer membrane; intracellular membrane-bounded organelle.